Molecule: messenger RNA, 2649 nt
Organism: Eremomyces bilateralis CBS 781.70
Lineage: Eukaryota; Fungi; Ascomycota; Dothideomycetes; Eremomycetales; Eremomycetaceae
Exons: 4
Coding region: 311-2404 (697 amino acids)
Biological process (GO): tricarboxylic acid cycle
Cellular component (GO): mitochondrion; succinate-CoA ligase complex (ADP-forming)
Molecular function (GO): succinate-CoA ligase (ADP-forming) activity; succinate-CoA ligase (GDP-forming) activity
Source: RefSeq, a predicted model, not a curated record
CUCAAAGCUCUAUCCCGUGAUUCGGCAGAGUCCGAGGCCUGAAGCCGUCAGCCGACACUGGGGAACCCGAAACCGGAGAGCCGCUAUUCCCUGGUUAUUCCCUGGUUAUUCCCUGGCUAUCCCCGAGCAUUGCCGUGGGAAUAAUCAUGUCCGUCCGUAUAAAUACACGAGGCAGGUCCUCAAUUGUGUGACAACUGCUUGAAUUCUUCUUGGAUGUGGAUGUAUACUGGACGGGACAUGUAAAACAGCGUAUACGUCUUUGAAAUCCGCGUUCCGUUCAUUUGUAUACCCGCAAAAGCUCCCCGGCAUCAUGCUUCGCUCCUCUCGGCAUCUCCUCUCCUCCCCCUCGAUCCCCCAUUCUGCCCGCCUCUUUUCCUCAUCCGCGGUCCACCAUGACUAUUCCGACACGAUCGGAAACCUCAAAAUCGGCAAGGACACCCGCGUCAUCUUCCAAGGCUUCACCGGCCGCCAGGCCACCGCCAACGCGAAGCAGUCCAUCGAAUGGGGGACGAACAUCGUCGGCGGCGUGAGGCCCGGCAAGGAAGGCGAGCAUCUGGGCCUGCCCGUGCUCCCGAGCGUGCGGAAGGCGAAGGAGCUGCUGAAUCCGCACGCGACAGGCAUUUAUGUCGCGGCGCAUCAGGCCACCGGGGCCAUUGAGGAAGCCAUCGAGGCGGAGAUUCCGCUGAUCGUGGCGGUGGCGGAACAUAUUCCGCUACAUGAUAUCCUGCGUAUCCACUCCGUUUUGCAGACGCAAUCGAAAUCGCGCCUCGUCGGAGCCAAUUCCCCAGGGAUCAUCUCCGCCCUGGGCCACUGCAGAAUCGGAUUCCAGCCCCUCCCAACCUUCUUACCCGGCCAUGUGGGUAUCAUCGCCAAAUCCGGGACUCUCGGCUACGAGACCGUCGCGUCGCUCACCCGUGAAGGGCUCGGCCAGAGUCUUUGCAUCGGCAUGGGCGGCGACGUCGUCGCCGGAACCAACUUCGUGGACGGCUUGCGUCUCUUCGAGCACGAUGAUGAUACCGAGGCCAUCAUUAUCGUGGGAGAGGUGGGUGGACGGGCCGAGGAAGAUGCGGCGGAAUGGAUCGCGGACUAUAAACGGCGGACGGCCAACCCCAAGCCGAUCGCCGCCCUCGUGGGAGGCAUGUGCGCGAAGCCAGGCUAUGUGAUGGGCCACGCGGGAGCAUGGGCAGCGCCUGGUGAAUCAUCAUCGUGGGAGAAGUUCAGGGCACUGGAGAACGCCGGAGUGGCCAUGGUGGACCAUCCAUCGAAGUUCGGCGGCGUGAUGAAGACGCUCCUUGCCAACAGCGGGCGAAAUGUCGAGAAGAUCAAUCAAUCCGCGAGCGCUGCUCAACGGAGAGGAUACCACACCUCGUCCCGACGCACUCCUGUCCGUCCCACUCUCCCAUCCGCGACUCCGCAUGUCAACGACCGCCGGAGCCUGCACAUCAGCGCCGACCAAGCCGGCCAAAUGCUCUCCUCGCGGGGCUUCCCCGUCUCCGCGGACGAGCCGACCCCUUCCGACUCCCAGCUUCUCGUCCUCACCGUGGACCGCACGGCACGAACCCCCUGCAUCAUCGCAUCGCCGACGACCAACCCGUCUGGCGUCCACAAGCGAGCGGCCAAAUUCCCCUUCGACCACCGCGCCGGCCCCACGUCGACGACGGUGUCCGCGAUCCUGAACCACCUGCAACUCGGCUCUGCACCACCCACAGUCCAGUCGUCCGUCGGCAAGCUGAUCAACUCCCUCUACGACAUCUACACAUCCCACGAGGCCGUCUCGCUAUCCGUGCACGUCUCACUUUCUCCACCGUCCGAGUCCACCCCGUCCCCACCCCUUCAGAUCACCUCCCCCAACUUCUCCUUCGACGACGCCGCCUUCCGCAGCUGCAAGCGUCACGCCGACCUGCACACCACCUCGCGCGUCACCACGGGGACCCACCCCACCGAACUGGCCGCUGAGCCGCACGGCAUCGUCUACGUCCACCUGACGAACCCCGACGCCCGCAUCGGCACCCUGGUGAACGGCGCGGGCCUCGCGAUGAACACCGUCGACGCCCUCGCCGCGCGCGGCGGCCAGGCGACCAACUUCCUCGACACCGGCGGCAAGGCCACGUCCGACACCGUGAAGACGUCGUUCGAGCUGAUCCUCCGCGAUGAGCGCGUCAAGGUUGUGUUUGUGAAUAUCUUCGGGGGCUUGACGCUGGGCGAUAUGAUUGCUGAGGGUGUCAUUAAGGCGUUCCGGGAGUUGGGUUUGGAUAAAGAGGGGGCGGUGCCGGUCGUGGUGAGAAUCCGGGGCACAAAUGAAGAGGCGGGGCAGACCAUGAUCAAGGAGAGUGGGCUGCCGUUGUAUGCAUUUAUUGAUUUCGAGGAGGCCGCCGCGAAGGCAAUCGAGUUGGCCGGACGAUGAACACCGUCGAAAGUUGGAUUGCACUGUACAUAUUGGUAGAUCAUUUAGACUUGAUGCGCAUCAAAAGACCUUUGAAGAUGAAUGUUUCCUCGUACAGUUGGGCAUUAAGCGGAGCGUGAUACAAAUGCAGAUAUCACAAAGACGCGGGCAUGAUGAGCACCAUGUGGCUUAAGACUUGCUUCCAUUUCAUGACUCCUAUCUAGAUGAAAGAAUCUACCCUCUGUAGAGUCCUCCUAUCUGAUGCU